UUUUAUUUGAAUCUUAAUAACAGGCAUUGACUGAUUAUGUUAUGAUAUGAUUAAUGCAUUGCAGGUGUCCCAUUUUGAUUUGGAGGACAUGAUAGUGGACAUCGGUUACUGGUUCAAGGGUAGCACAAAUCGGAAAGGAUACCUGAUAGGAAGAAAGUUGAACAUUGGGUUCACAACCCGGGCUAAACUCAACAGACUACUUGACAAGGGUGACAUCAAAGUAAACCACAGCAGGUGGAUUAAUUCCAUGAACCUGUGUUAUGUUUCCUGACAAGUGCUGUGGACUAUGCACUAAAGAAGCUGCCACUGAAAGAGCCACUACAACAUUCAAAAUGUGUAGAUGUACGGCAGAGGGCUGAAAGUGACAUCGGAGAUGCCCUGUACUUGGUUUUCUUUUUUCCUCCAAAUAUUGUCUAUCAUCUUAGCUAAAAUACCCUGCUUUUUAUGAUGAUAUAUGUUCUCUCCUAAACUGCACAUGAGCUAUUCUUAUAUGGCUUCUCCUCAAAGAUGUGUAUGAACUGCUGCUGGUUGAUGACAAUAUACCUAAAACGUAACAACAUGUAACUCUACUUUCUUAAAUAGGUUUCCCCAUCUCCUCCCAUACCAUGGUCCAGAGGAGCAUAACCUUCUGGGUGAGGAGUUUCUUAGUUAUCCAAACCCAUGCCAAUGAUAUCCCUGUAGGACGAAACUGAAAUGGAAAGCUUCUGGGCUGAAAUGGCAACCCGGAAACAUAAGGUGACCGGAGCCAACGAAUUAGAGAGGCUUGCUGCCGUCGCCAAGCUGGUCCUGGUGUUGCCCCAUUCCAACGCAGACGCUGAGAGGGUGUUUUCAGUUGUGGGACUGAACAAAACCAAGACCAGAAUCAGCCUAGCAUUGGAUGGCACCCUGUCCUCAAUAAUGACCAUAAAGAUGGCCGACCUUCAAGCCCGGUUUCAAAUGGAAGCCCCCCUCAGAUGUCAUCAAGGCCUCCAAGAAGGCCACAGGCCAGUAUAACCGUGCCCAUCAGACCCAGGAUUUGCAGCCAGACGGACACUUGACGCCCUGGUGAGAGAGGAGAGAGGUUGGGAGACGAGGAGAAAAGAGAGGAGGAGAGGAGAAGAAAGUGGAGGAGAUGAUGAGAGAACGGGGUAGAAUAAAAAGAGGAGCGAAGAGACAAGAGGCUGAUGGCAGCGGCCCUGACGGGAAAUCAGACACUGACAACACAAGAUGAGUCAGCACCACAAGCACAACAAUAACACGUUCUACUGGUUAUACUGGGAGCUGACAAGAACCAUUACAAUCUCCUACUGGUUAGACAUGGGGCCGUCCAUUACAACCAGUCUUCUACUGAUUAUAGUGGGAGCUUCCCAUUACAACCAGUCUUCUACUGAUUAUAGUGGGAGCUGCCCAGUCUUCUACUGGUUAUAAUGGGAGCUGUCCGGUACAACCACAGUCUUCUACUGGUUACACUGGGAACUGCUCAGUACAAAAACAGUUCUCUUCUGGUAAGGACCCUGCAGUACUGAUUUUGCAGGAGUCCCGGCAGCGGGUCGGUCAGUGUUAUGAUGAUGUCACUAAGUUUAAGUUUAAGUUUAAAUUUUCCGAACUGGAAACAGGAAGCCUGUGUUAUACUGAUAGUCUUCAUGGUCGCCUGUUACCAAGGGGGUACGUGGUUAAAUGGUAAGUAGAGCAGGCGGGGUAGUGCGAUUCUGUGGUUAGCACCAUCACAUUCAUCUCUUGAACCAUGUAGUGUAGAGCAAUCCGUCAAACACAGGAUGUCUGCUCUUCACGUUUCAGUUCUGCUGUUGGUUCUUCUGCUCGCCUCAUCACAGACUUACGGCUAUGUCUCUGGCCCGGUCUCCCUGACUGUCUCUCCCAGUGGAGGGCAGGUGUUCGAGUAUGAAUCUUUGUCUCUGGGAUGCGAUCCAGCAGACAGUCCCGAAGGAUCUUCCACGUGGAUCGUCUGGAGAUUUACUCACGAAAGCCCUUUGCUAAGCGGAGGUUUGUCUUGGUGUGGGAGUCACUGGGGGGAAUCAUCUUCCACCAACUGCCUCAUAGCCACGAGCAAGCAGUCUGACAGUGGCCUGUACUGGUGUCAGUCCUCCCAGGGAGAAAGCAGUUCCGCCCUUCACAUCAAUGUCACAGGUGGUCAUGUGAUCCUUGAGAGUCCAGUCCUUCCCGUGAUGGAGGGACAUAAUGUGACUGUGAGCUGCCGGACAAGAACUCUAUCCCCACGUUUCUCCGCUGAUUUCUAUAAAGACGGGUUACUCGUCAUGACUGCGCCGACAGCACGGAUGACCAUCUACAACGUGUCCAAGUCUGAUGAAGGCCUGUACAAGUGUAGUGUGUCUGGCCUGGGACACUCCCCUGAGAGCUGGCUGAACACACAAGGGGCCUAUGUCCCUGCCACCCUUUGGGUGUCCAACGGGAGCCAGCAGGUCUUUGAGUACCAGCAGGUGACGGUUUUCUGCGGGGGGUCGGGUGGGGGAUGGAGGGUGUGGAGGGUGGCGCUGCCCGCUGCCUCCAGCCUGUCGGCAUGCGGAGACAACUGGGGCAGCCCCAGCCCGGGGCUCUGCCAUCUCAACUUCACCAAGAAGUACGACACCGCCACCUACUGGUGCCGGUCUGCUACUGGCCAACACAGCAACAUGGUCAAUAUAACAGUCCACGAUGGUCCUGUUAUCCUGGAGAGUCCAGUCCUUUCUGUGAUGGACGGACAGACUGUGACUCUGAGCUGUAGAACCAAGACCCCUUCCUCAAGUUUCUCAACUUUCUAUAAAGACGGCUCCAUCAUCAAGACUCCGCCUACAGCAAGGAUGACCAUAUAUAAUGUCUCCAAGUCCGAUGAAGGCCUGUACAAGUGUAGCAUGUCUGGCCUUGGAGAGUCCCCUGAGAGCUGGCUGGCUGUCAGAGGGGGACUCCAGGCUUCUCCGUCUGAGCCUGAGGAGAAAGCUGAAGCAGCUUGGCUCCGCACCCUGGUUUGGAGAGCAGCCUUCUACCUGGUGGUGAUGCUCCUGCAAGGCAUCUCUACUAUGCUGCUGAUGUCAGUAGACUGCUCCCCUGCUGCAGUCUCAGUUGACCGAGUCAAUGCGGCUGACCAGGGAUUGGAUGAAGAAUAUGAUGAUGUCACACAGGAUGUCACCACCCAGCAUCUGAAAUAA
Messenger RNA from Gadus chalcogrammus (walleye pollock), 3140 nucleotides. Its product is annotated as hemicentin-1-like. Gene Ontology annotation, molecular function: transmembrane signaling receptor activity. The transcript is spliced from 13 exons. Bases 1755 to 3140 code for a protein of 461 amino acids. The record is from RefSeq and is a predicted model, not a curated record. Lineage: Eukaryota; Metazoa; Chordata; Actinopteri; Gadiformes; Gadidae. Gene Ontology annotation, biological process: cell surface receptor signaling pathway.